AUGUUUUCAAAGUAUGAAACAUCUACAACUCCUAAUGACCAAAUGUUGAGCCCUGAUACUGAGAAAAGCUCAAUUUCUCUUGAAAAUGAGGAGUCGACAUUGUCCUUGUUGUCCAAUCAACCUCCUAGAGCCUUAUUGCACCAAAGAUCAGCAAGUGAUUCCAUGACCUUUGUGAAAAAGUCUCAUUGGGUCGGGCCGAGCUCCAAUAUUACUGUAGAAGGGUGCUUGGAAAUCAAUGGAAGUGGUGCUGAUGGAAAGGGAAUUGAUUCCUACAAAGGAACAGUAGGGGAUUCAUCAUCAGCUUCACCUCUCGUAACCGAGACACACUAUCCAACUCAAUAUGGAAAAUGGGGUCAGAACUUUGGCCCUGAUACGGACCCUAAGAAGAUUAAACGACUACUUGCAAAUAGAGUUUCAGCUCAGAAAUCCAGGUUGAAGAAGGCAGAAUACAUUGAAAAUCUCAAAAAAGACAUCGCUAUGAAAGAGGAGAAAGUGGCAGUCCUAGCUCCAGCAGUUUCUUUCUAUGAAAAGCAGCGCAUGAUGUUGGAAAAAGAAAACAAUGUAAUGAAACAGAGAAUGGAAACUCUCGAGAAGGAAAAGGCAAAGAAAGAUGACUAG
Molecule: messenger RNA, 618 nt
Organism: Hibiscus syriacus
Lineage: Eukaryota; Viridiplantae; Streptophyta; Magnoliopsida; Malvales; Malvaceae
Product: basic leucine zipper 6-like
Exons: 4
Coding region: 1-618 (205 amino acids)
Biological process (GO): positive regulation of DNA-templated transcription
Cellular component (GO): nucleus
Molecular function (GO): DNA-binding transcription factor activity; DNA binding
Source: RefSeq, a predicted model, not a curated record